This is a messenger RNA of Chrysoperla carnea, 1701 nucleotides long. It is a transcript of the gene CAH3, whose product is annotated as carbonic anhydrase 2. The record is from RefSeq and is a predicted model, not a curated record. Lineage: Eukaryota; Metazoa; Arthropoda; Insecta; Neuroptera; Chrysopidae. The coding region runs from base 287 to 1207 and encodes 306 amino acids. Gene Ontology annotation, molecular function: carbonate dehydratase activity; zinc ion binding. Gene Ontology annotation, cellular component: cytoplasm. The transcript has 7 exons.
GAAGUUAGCUUAGAGUUGUUGGUAACUAUUAUUUUAUAAACACAACACAACACAACACUCUGACUCGUGCUCGUGUAGUGAGACCUGUUUGGUUCUGUUCUGUAUUCAACAUAACUUAUAAACUAAAAUAUACUUAUAUUAUAAUUUUAAUAAAACAAUCAUUGACUUCACUUGCGGCUUUUCCAUCUUGAAUUGUAACAGAAAACUUUUAAACAACUUGUUUCUUUUAUUUGAUUUUAUUUAAGUGUGUUAUUAUUAAGUGUUUCAAUAAAAAAAAACAAUCAACAUGAGCAACAAUCAAGAAUCCACAUCUUCAAAUGACAAUAAAAUUACCAAAAAUGAAUGCAUUUGCAUUGAUGACCCAGACUUCAAUGAUUUAAAAGAUUACAAUUUGGACACCAAUAGACAUGAAGCAUCUGUGGCGGGUAUUCUUCCACAUCCUGGUUUACAUUUAUUCGUAAGCGUUCAAUCACCAAUUGCCAUUGAACACGAACGAUCACGGAAACAUGAUCAUUUUGAUCCACUUGAAUUUCAUGGCCAUUGGGACAACGUGGGAACAGCUACUUUCACUAAUACUGGCACCACAGCUCAAGUUAGAACUCAACGUGACACUUUACCAACUUUAAUGGGUGGCCCAUUACAUAAUGAAUACUAUUUUGAACAAUUACACUUUCAUUGGAGUGAGGAUGAUGAAUCUGGAUGUGAACAUAUUUUCGAAGGACGUGCAUAUUCCAUGGAAGCUCAUGCCGUACAUUACAAUUCUAAAUACGGAUCGUUUGCCGAAGCCGCUGACAAACCUGAUGGCCUUGCUGUUGUUGCAUUUUUCUUACAGGCAUUGGAUGAUAACGAUAAUUCAGAAUUUCGAAAAUUAAGUGAUUAUAUUCCAAACAUAUUGAAAAUAUCUUCAACUACAGAUGUACCAGCUGAUUGUAUGGCUUGGUUUGAACCACAAGCACAUUGCAAAGGAUAUUACACUUAUCAAGGAUCGUUGACCACUGAACCAUAUACUGAGAAUGUAACAUGGAUCAUUUAUCCAAAUCCUAUUACCGUUUCUGCCGAACAGGUGUCAAUAUUUCGUAAAUUACAAUCAUGUCAUCGAUGUGAAAAGAAAACCAUCAAGAAAAAUAUACGACCAAUUCAACAAAAUGAAAAAGAUAAUCAUGAAAUAAUAUUUGCACGUGCACACAAACCAAUCAUUACUGCUUGACCUUCCAAUAUUAACAAAAACUGUAAAAGAAGAUGGAAAUUUAAAAAUAACUCACAAUUAUUAUCAAUCUUCCCAGCGUUUAGUUGGAUUUGUAAAAAUAAACAUAAAAUAUAUAAACCUAAAAGAUAAUUAUUUAUUGCAGGAUGUAUCAAAAUCAUUGUACUUAAGGUCGAGGACAAGAGCACAUUUUGGAAACGCGAUCAGAUAAAAUAUCUUUUUUUAUUAGAUCUUUAUGGAAGCUAAAUCUUCUUUAGGCGCGAUAGGAACUUUUGGGAUGGGGAAAAAGCCCUGAACUCGUCUGACCAUCACGCUGACGUUCGAAACUAAACGCUAUAGGUAAAUUCCAUCUGAAUUGAACCUACCUGGUGGAUUAGUGGUAUCACUGCUGGACUGUCAUUCAAAAAAAACCUGCGGUCGAAAUCCAAUUCAGUCUAAAGAUUUUUUUAUUACUUAAAAUAAUUUUCUAAACCCAACAAUAAUUUCAAUUUACAAAU